CCUGAGUGCCAUUCACAGAUGGGAAGACUUGGGGUCUGGGGCGUCCGGAGCCCAGUCCACGGCUGGAACUCAGGUCCAUCUGACCCCGGAGCGCACCCUCCUCACCCCAGGCAGGAAAUGUUCCUCCUAGUGAGUAGGAACUGGUGCUCAUACGUGGUGACAAGAACCAUCUCGUGCCAUGUGCAAAAUGGCACCUACCUUCAGCGAGUGCUACAGAACUGCCCCUGGCCCAUGAGCUGCCCGGGGAGCAGCUACAGAACGGUCGUGAGGCCCACCUACAAGGUGAUGUACAAGACAGUGACUGCCCGCGAGUGGAGAUGCUGCCCUGGGCAUUCAGGAGUGAGCUGCGAGGAAGUUGCAGGCACCUCCGGCUUCAGGGAGCCCACGUGGGCGGGCAGCACCGUGCGGCGGAUGGCGCUUCAGCCCGCAGCCUUCGCAGGUUGUCUCAACUGCAGCAGAGUGUCCGAGCUGACCGCGAGGCUGAAGGUGCUGGAGGCCAAGGUGGCUGUGCUGACUGUCCCAGGGCGGGCAGUGCCCUCAACGCCGGCUACCCCUGAGGACCCUUCUCCACUCUGGGGCUCCCCAGCUGCCCAGGGCAGCCCUGGAGAUGGAGGCCUGCAGGGGCUACCUGGAACCAGAGAGAGCAUGAGGGCCCUGCCGCUCCCUCAAGAUGACCUAGGGGGUCCUCGGGGGCUGCCUGGGCCUACCGGCCCCAAAGGAGAUGCUGGCAGCCAGGGCCCCACAGGGAUGAGAGGCCCACCAGGUCCCCAGGGCCCCCCAGGGAGCCCUGGCCGGGCUGGACCUGUGGGAACCCCUGGAGAGAGGGGACCUCCAGGACCACCAGGGCCCCCUGGUCCCCCGGGACCCCCAGCCCCUGUUGGGCCAUCCCAGGCCAGGAUCUCCCAGCAUGGGGACCCAUUACAUUCCAACACCUUCACUGAGACUAGCAGCCACUGGCCCCAGGGACCCCCAGGUCCCCCUGGUCUUCCAGGGCCCAUGGGUCCCCCUGGACCUCCUGGUCCCACAGGUAUCCCCGGGAGUCCUGGACACAUGGGACCUCAAGGCCCCACUGGACCCAAAGGAGUCCCUGGCAAUCCAGGAGAGAAGGGCGAGAGAGGACUACGUGGGGAGCCUGGCCCCCAAGGCUUCACGGGGCAGCAGGGAGAACCUGGCCCCAAAGGAGAUCCUGGUGAGAAGAGCCACUGGGCUCCUAGCUUACAGAGCUUCCUGCAGCAGCAGGCUCAGCUGGAGCUCCUGGCCAGACGGGUCACCCUGCUGGAAGCCAUCAUCUGGCCAGGGCCCUGGUUCAUUGGACUCCAUCAGCAAAACACCUCCACCUGGCCCAGGGAAAAUACAGGGCCCCAAAUUUGAUCAUGUCAUGACCAAUCUUAGUGACCAGACCUACAGAAGAUCUGAGUCCAAGCCACACCAAUCUAGUGACCCUAAUAGUCCAGGAUUUACUGUAAAAACCAUUUUUCACUCCUGCUCACAUUAAACCUAUUUUAUCGCAAGAGUGUGACAACUGGAGUGUUAUCUCCACAUUCCAGAUGAGGCUGAAAAGUUGGUGGCUUGCCCAAGGCCACCUAACUGGGACAUGGUGGGGCCAGGGCUUGACCCUAUAGUUGGUGCAGGAGCUAAUGCUUAGUGCCACGCUCCUCCCAGGCUCCAUCAUAAGAUUGUCCCUCAACAGUGACUGCACACGCCUGUCUUCUCCGGAGAUCCCACGUCUCUGCCCAGGGGCAUGUGGGCGCUGGCAGUUAGGAUAGUGACAGAGCCCACGCCCUGGCGGUGCCCUCUGCAGAGUCCACAUGACUGUCCUGGAAAUGGCUCUGAAGGCUCAGCCAAGUCUUCUACCCUGGGGCUCUCCUUGCUAAGUGUCCCUCUCCUGCUAGAAAAAUAGUACUCUGUCUCAUUUAGCUUUAAGAGGCAGAGCUGAGAGGCACAGGAGGAUUCCUGGAGGAUGAAGUUCCUGCUCUGGAUUUUGAAGGAAGUUUUCCAAGUGCCAACAAUGCCCAUUAUUCUGUUUCACUUUGGGGUACAGCUUACAUCUAGAUUGGGACAUAUCUCACCACAGUCCCAUUGGAAUUUUCACCUUCAUUUAAUUAAUUUAUUUUAAAUAUAUUUUUAGUUGUAGUUGGACAUAUUACUUUUAUUUAUGUGGUGCUGAGAAUCGAACCCAAUGCCUCACAUAUGCGCUCCCACAAUCCCACAAGCACCUAGCCCCAACCCCAACCCUGACUUCAGUAAUUACUGGAGCUGCCUAGGCCCUCUCAGGGACUUAUCUGGAAAUGUUCCUGAUUUGAUUUUAUUAUUUAUUUACUUUUUUAUUUUUUGUGGUGCUGGAGAUGGAACCCAGGGACUUGCACAUGCUCUGCAAGCGCCCUACCAGUGAUCCCUGAUCCACCCCAUCUCUGAAUCACCCUUGAUUUUUGAGACAGAUGAGACCCUGACAAGGGUUCAGCUUGCCGCUACACAGUAGAUCAGUGGGGGAAACUGGCUCUCCUAAGUCCUUGCCCCAACUUCUGGCCUAACCCAAGGACAGUCAGUCUGUUCUCUAGCCUCUGUUUACCCAGCUACAAAAUGGGUAUGAUACAUGGCACACCUUCACUCCAAAAUUAGGAAAGCAGAAAAAAAGAACUAAAGGUGUAGCUCCAUGGUAGAGCGCUGGCCUCUCAUGCAUGAGGCCCUGUGUUCCAUCCCAGCACUGCAAAAAAAAAAAAAAAAGACCACCAGUUUCACAUGGAGCGUUUGCUCUACGCAGAACAGUUCAUAUAAACACAGUAGGUCUGGUUAUUAUCCCCA
Molecule: messenger RNA, 2802 nt
Organism: Ictidomys tridecemlineatus (thirteen-lined ground squirrel)
Lineage: Eukaryota; Metazoa; Chordata; Mammalia; Rodentia; Sciuridae
Source: RefSeq, a predicted model, not a curated record